UCAAGUGUCUAAGGCGCUCUCUCCGGCGCCGGCAGGGGUGCUCUCCGCCUUCUUCUAGGGGCUGGACCGGACCGGCUCCGCCCCAGCCAGGUAUCGCCGGUUCCCAGGUGCCCGCCGGACCUCCGGCAUUCCAGUGCCGCAGGCCUGUGCAGCGGGCCAGCAGCCAUGGAGGACGCCCCCGAGCGCACUCCCUCUUCCUCGGAGUCCACACAGCCUCCGGGCCUGGCCAGGGAGCCCGAGGUGGCAUCUCCCGGGGACUCGGAGGGCUGCGCCCGGCCUCUAGACACGGUCCCUAAGAAACUCUGUGGGUAUUUAAGUAAGUUUGGCGGCAAAGGACCCAUCAAGGGCUGGAAAUGCCGCUGGUUCUUCUACGAUGAGAGGAAGUGCCACCUGUAUUAUUCGCGCACCGCGCAGGAUGCUAACCCCUUGGACAGCAUCGACCUCUCCAGUGCGGUCUUUGACUGUAAAGCGGACGCAGAGGAGGAGGGCACUUUUGAAAUCAAGACUCCCAGCCGAGUUAUUACCCUUAAGGCUGCCACCAAGCAGGCCAUGCUCUACUGGCUACAGCAGCUGCAGAUGAAGCGCUGGGAGUUCCACAACAGCCCACCUGCACUUCCCGCCACCCCUGCUGCUGCCCUGGCUGAGAAUGGGCCCACCCUGCACCUCAAACUAGAGCAAGAGGAGGCCGAGCUGGAGGAGUUCCUGUGCCCUGUGAAAACACCCACUGGACUCGUGGGUGCGGCAGCUGCCUUACAGCCUGUCCCUGCCAUGCCCUCAGCCCUUCAGAACAUCUCUCUGAAGCAUUUGGGCACUGAAAUACAAAACACCAUGCACAACAUCCGUGGCAACAAGCAGGCCCAAGUGGCCCAAGCGACCCAAGUGGCAGGGCCACUCGUGGAAGACUCGCCUCAGGGUGGAGAGCCUGAAAGCGGGGAGCAGCCCUCGAUCUCUGACCCCAGCAUUCCAGAAAAAGAGCCAGAGGAUCCUGCCAAGUCUGCACCCAGGUCCUCUGUGCCCUCAGGUCCCACGCAGAAACCCAAGCGGCAAAGCAACACCUUCCCGUUCUUUUCCGAUGGACUGGCUCGGAGCCGCACAGCCCAGGAGAAGGUGGUGGCCUUGGAGCAGCAGGUGCUGAUGCUCACCAAAGAGCUCAAGUCACAGAAGGAGCUGGUGAUCAUCCUACACAAAGCCCUGGAGGCUGCCCAGCAGGAGAAGCGAGCAUCCAGUGCCUACCUGGCGGCCGCCGAGGACAGAGACCGGCUGGAGCUGGUCCGGCACAAGGUGCGGCAGAUCGCGGAGCUGAACCAGAGGGUGGAGGCUCUGGAGCAGGGCCGCGAGCGCCUGGCGCACGAGGCCGGCCUGCGGGAGCAGCAGGUGCAGGCGCUCCAGCAGCACGUGCAGCUGCUCAUGGAUAAGAACCAGGCCAAGCAACAGGUCAUCUGCAAGCUCACCCAGAAGCUCACGGAGGACCUUGCCCAGCCCGCCGACGCUACCAACGGCGACUUCCUGAGCCAGCAGGAGAGGAUGGAGCAUCUGAAGGAUGACAUGGAAGCAUAUCGGACCCAGAACCGCUUCCUCAACUCUGAGAUCCACCAGGUCACCAAGAUCUGGAGGAAGGUGGCAGAGAAGGAGAAAGCCCUGCUGACCAAGUGCGCCUACCUGCAAGCCAGGAACUGCCAGGUAGAAAGCAAGUACCUGGCCGGGCUUCGGAGGCUGCAGGAGGCAGCAGGAGCCGAGGCUGGUGACUUCCCUGAGCUGCUGCAGCAGCUGAUCCAGGAGGCCCUGCAGUGGGAAGCAGGAGAGGCGGACAGCGUGGGGCUGAGCCCCGUCAGUGAAUACGAUGACUAUGGUUUCCUGACGGUGCCAGACUACGAGAUGGAAGACCUAAAACUGCUAGCCAAGAUCCAGGCCUUGGAGGUGCGCUCCCACCACCUGCUGGCCCUCGAGGCUGUGGAGAGGCCACUACGGGACCGCUGGGCUACCUUGACGGAGCUCGCGCCCUCAGCCGAGCUCAAACAGCUCCUUCGGGCAGGGGUGCCCCGAGAACACCGUCCCCGAGUCUGGAGGUGGCUGGUCCACCGCCGUGUCCGGCACCUGCAGGCUCCUGGCUGCUACCAAGAGCUUCUAGCCCGGGGCCGGGCAUGUGAGCACCCUGCGGCUCGUCAGAUCGAGCUGGACCUCAACCGGACCUUCCCCACCAACAAGCACUUCACCUGCCCGACCUCCAACUUCCCUGACAAGCUCCGUCGGGUGCUUCUGGCCUUCUCCUGGCAGAACCCCACCAUUGGCUACUGCCAAGGCCUAAACAGGCUGGCGGCCAUCGCCCUGUUGGUCCUAGAGGAUGAGGAGAGUGCCUUCUGGUGCCUGGUGGCCAUUGUGGAGACCAUACUGCCAGCUGAGUACUACAGCAAGACACUGACUGCAUCCCAGGCGGACCAGCGGGUGCUCCAGGACCUCCUCUCGGAGAAGCUGCCCCGACUGACUGCGCACCUGGGGCAGCACCGUGUAGACCUCUCUCUUAUCACUUUCAACUGGUUCCUCGUGGUCUUCGCCGACUCUCUCAUCAGUGACAUCCUCCUGCGGGUCUGGGAUGCCUUCCUGUAUGAAGGGACCAAGGUGGUGUUCCGAUAUGCUCUGGCCAUCUUCAAGUACAAUGAGGAAGCGAUCCUGCAACUCCAGGACAGCCUGGAGAUCUACCAGUACCUGCGUUUCUUCACCAAGACCAUCUGCGACAGCCGGAAGCUCAUGAGCAUAGCCUUCAAUGACAUGAACCCAUUUCCCAUGAAGCAACUGCGGCAGCUGCGGGCAGCCCACCGAGAGCGACUGGAGGCGGAGCUGAGCAAGCUGGAGCUGCUGAAAGUGGAGUACUUGCAGAGGCGGGCAUCCCGGGGCAGAGCGCCACCGCCCGAGGGCUGCGUCAGCGAGGACGAAGGAGAAGGCGACAGCUGACGGACCCCUCUGUCCCCAAAGCCUUUCUCACCUUUGCUGGCAGGAAGAUAGAGUUCAGCCAUGGGCGGGAGGUGUGUGUGACCCUGGACCAGGCCUUUGCCCUCUCCAGGCCUUAGUCUCCCAGGCUUGCCAGCCUGUGUCACUGCCCCACAGAGCACUUUCACACACAGGACAGGAGGCAGGGAUACACGCCCGGUCACCUGACCAGUCUCUGAGGCACCGCCUUUUCCAUUCCUUUGGAUUUCGUCUUCUGACCAGGUCUCGAGGAACUCAGGCUGACCUCAGACUCCAUGCAGUCGAGUGUGGCCCUGACCUUCGGGUCCUCCUGUCAGAGCCAUGAUGACAUAAAUCAACAUCCUUGCAGCUGAUGGCGCUCCACCUUUAGGACAGAAGAUAUCUCAUUACCAGGACUCCUGGGCACAAGGUGUCAGGAAUGUUCCCGCUGGCACCCUCUGGCUCCAGGCCUUGGUCACCGUUAUGUGGCACCCCAAGUUCAAGGCCUGCAUUUUCAGGGCAUCUGUCUUUCCAGACAGUAUCCCCUCUGAGUUGCCACCUGGAUCUGUGUGUUGAGACCACCCUGCUCAUAAGGACCAUCUCUACAGCCUCGUGCCUAAAGCUUGCCUUCUGUUUACAGCCCACUGGGUCAUCCCAGGGGAGCCCCUGCCUGCUACCCUGAGGAACUUGAUGUGGACUGGACAGUGGGCCUGGAGCAAGCAUCCACUCUGGCCUGUGGGGCCAACAGGGUAGGCUUGGGAGGGGAGCAGGGCAGCAGCUCACUGGGCUCACCAGAGCCAGUUGGUAAGCAGCCUUACAUGGAGGGGACAUGGCUAGGUAAUGACUGGCUCUCCCAAAAGCCACCACCAAAAAGCCAAAAACAGGUCGAACUGUGGGCACAGGCUGCUAGAUAAACAGUGCCCUCUCUACUACUCCCCCACCAAGCCACAGCCCCCACCUCUCCUCUGCCUCAACUCUCCCUAGAGGAGAACUCUGCCAAGCACUUGCGCUCCUCCUUGGGGGACCAGAGCAGCUUUCUUACCAAGCUGCACUGUGUUCCAGCAGUGCUGGGCCUUGUGUUCAGCUACUCUUGGAGCCAGGAGGCUUAACCCUGGGGGGUAAGUGUUCUGGGACUAAUUGCCUCCUCCAUCCCUGAACGAGCAGGCCAAGCUCCAGUAACAGGACUCAGAGAACUUAAUGUAGUGUCACACAGAAAGGGAGGGCGGGCUCUGGCCGUGACUGCCUGUGGGCACACCCACAGGGUCAACUCUAGGAAAAGAAAAAGGGGAGUCAGGUGUGGGAUAGUUCCCAGCAGUUCCAACACUGGACUACACAGCCAAACAGUGUCUCAGAAACCAAAUAAAUAAGAGAAAAACGA
Messenger RNA from Mus caroli (Ryukyu mouse), 4321 nucleotides. It is a transcript of the gene Tbc1d2, whose product is annotated as TBC1 domain family member 2. Gene Ontology annotation, molecular function: GTPase activator activity; small GTPase binding. The record is from RefSeq and is a predicted model, not a curated record. Gene Ontology annotation, biological process: regulation of GTPase activity. NCBI's taxonomy places the organism in Eukaryota, Metazoa, Chordata, Mammalia, Rodentia, Muridae.